AGAAAAAAAUAAGCAGUCUAUCGCCAUGUUUCAGACAGAAGCAUCUGUCAACCGUUUCUAACAGUUUUAUUCAAUGUUGUCUUUGUGAGAGCGUUAACAGAGACACAUUUGUUGUUUAUACUUUGAGAAGAGAGUUACAGUGAAUGGCCAGGAGUGCAGGACGGUGUUUAAACGAGUGUUUUUAAUACAGUAAAAGUGCCACGCAAUGCACCAUGGAGGAGGCCCACCAAAUGUGCAGAGGAAUCUCCAGAGAUCCAAGUCUGUCACUGGAUCUGAGACAGAAGACCAACAGCAGCCACAACAGCAACAAUCGCAGCAACAACAACAGCAGCAACUGCCAAUGGCAGUUACACAACAACAGGCAAAUGCCAAUCAUCCUCAGUCACCGGUGACAUCGUUCGCCCCCUCCGCGAGUCCAUCCGCACCACAGUCUCCAAAUUUACAAAUCUUCAUGAGAGGGAGCCCUGUAACAGGCCAGAACGUGAACAUCACUGUACAAAAUGUUCCUGGGAACCAGCAGAUCACGCUCACCUCUCUGCCUCUGCAGAGCCCAGCAUCCCCUGGCUUUCAGCACCAGCCCCCGCAGUGGAGGUUCGAACCUGGGUCAUCAUCUUACAUACAGGUGACAUCACCCUUGCCUCAGAGUCCCACCCAACACAGUCCAGUCCCCAUGCAGGGGGUGCCCAGACCGGGCGUGUGUGGUCAGAGCCCGACUCGGUUUGUUGAGGCGGGUAUAAUGGUUAGGCAAAUCAGUUUAGGCAGCCCACCCGGAAGUGGCCAUUUUGUGUACCAGGAUGGAACAGGAUUGGCGCAGUUGGCUUCAACCACCGCAGGAACCGUUCAGCUUACCUCUCCGGGGACGCCAGGGGCAAUCCGAGAAAGACGAUUGUCCCAGCCUCACUCUCAAACGGGUGGCACCAUCCACCAUUUAGGACCACAGAGUCCUGUUGCAUCAGGGGCCGCUUUGCCGACUUUGGGCAGCCCCGGGCACAUCACCACCUCUAAUCUACCACCGCAGAUCAGCAGCAUCAUCCAAGGGCAGCUGGCACGACCCAUGAUCUAUGAGAAGAACGCACAGGGCGUGGUGACAGGCGUGGCGGCCCCCGCGACGGCUUCUUUUGGAGUUCCUUCCACCAUCCCUCCUUCCAGCCCAUCACGAAGCAACCCUUCCCAGGGUCUUUCUAACCAGUCGCUGACCCCCACCAGUGUGAAAAAGAUGCAACCGAGAAGGCUGGAGGAGAUCGCCCCCUUAAAUCCAGAAGUGGCGCAGUUGAGGAAGCAGUGCCUGGAACAUCAUGGGAAAAAGAUGGAGAGUCUUAAAGAGGUGUUUAAGGAUUACCUGAUCGAGCUCUUUUUCCUCCAGCACCUGCAGGGAAAUAUGAUGGACUAUCUUGCUUUUAAGAAAAAGCCCUGCGUGCCUCUGUUCACCUACUUGAGGCAAAAUGAUCUUGACCUCGAUGAUGAAGAAGAGGAAGAAGAGCAGUCAGAGGUCAUAAAUGAUGAGGUGAAAGUAGUGACUGGAAAGGACGGACAGACAGUGACUCCUGUUGCUAUAGCUACACAACUCCCACCCAACGUGUCUGCAGCGUUCUCCGCUCCGCAGCAGUUCCAGACCCAUGCAGGGGUGGCAGGUGGCAGCAUCUCCAACCCUGUGGAUAUGGAGACUUUCAAACGGCAACAAGCCAUGGCGCAAGCAGGAGGUAUGCCCCCCACACCACAAACGGUGCAGAUCGGUGGGCAGAAACAGAACCAACAACAAUACGACCCCUCCAAAGGCCCACCUGUCCAAAACGCGGCCAGCCUUCACACGCCACCCCCACAGCUUCCAGGUCGUCUUCCCCCGGGUGGGCUCUCCAUGGUGGGGCUGCCUCUCUCCCUCACCCAAGGUCAGGGUAUGGUGGUCGAGCAGCAGACUCAGACCGCCGGAGGUCAGCUCCAGGCGCAGAUGAAGGCCGUACAGGGUCCUGGAGCUGUGCUGGCUCCGGUCAACCCGCAUGCGCAGCUGCAGGCGCAGCUACAGAUGCAGUCAGGACUCCACUCUCAGUUGCAGCAACAACAGCAAAUGCAGCAUUCAGUCAUGCAGCCUGGCCAACCAACUGUGGCGCUUGCGCGUCCAGGUUUAGACACUUCUCAGCCCACCCAGCGUUUGAUGUCCAAUUCACACUCCACCCCUGCCAUGUCUCCUGCACCCAUCAUAUCUCCUACCUCUCUUCCCUCCCCUUAUCCUUCUGUCCCGGUCCGGACACCCAGUGCCGGUCCCAGUCUCUCCCCUGCUGCCCAGUCCAAACUCGUUACCACGAAUGGAACCACGGGUCUUAAGUUAUCCGGGGUGGCUCAGAGUCCAUUUGGGCAGAACUCGCAGGAAUGCGCUCAGGACAAGCAAGCAGAACAAGCCAAGCUGGAGAGUCACGUUCACCAGCGCAUUGCAGAGCUCCGUAAAGAGGGCCAGUGGUCGGCCAGCCGUUUACCCAAACUUCAGGAGGCCUGCAGACCCAAAUCCCACUGGGACUAUCUGCUGGAGGAGAUGCAGUGGAUGGCUGCUGACUUUGCCCAGGAGAGGCGCUGGAAGAUGGCUGCUGCCAAGAAGCUUGUGCGCACUUGCGCGCGUUACCUUGAAGAGCAGAAGAAGACUGAAGAACGAGAGAAAAGGGAGGAGGAGAUGAGACUGCGAAACAUUGCCAGCACCAUUGCUCGCAGUGUUGACUACUUUUGGUCCAAUAUCGAACAGGUUGUUGAAAUCAAGUUACGGUUCGAGAUCUAUGACAAACAGAAAAAAGUUCAUAGCGUGCUAAAGGCACCAAGCAAAGGGCAAUGUGGUAAGUCAGCCAAGCCAGGAGAGAAGUCAGAUAAAGAAAGUAAAGUGCAGGAGGCCGGUCCAUCCCGCAAGAGAAAAUCGAGCACCUCUCUGUCAGAUGUAGAAGUUGAAGAUGAGGAGAGUACGAUAGAAGAACAGGAGGCUACAGAGGUAGCAGCGGAUCAGAAAGCCGAACUGGCGGUACUGACUAAAGAGGCUGAGGUACCAUUGGAUGAUCUGGUGAAGCAGUAUGCCGGAGCUUAUGCCGAGGGAUUCAAUUGGCCACAGCCCUGCAGCCAAAGUGAGGAUGAAGACAAAGAGGAAGCGGAUGACAUGGAUUCUCCAUUGGACAGUCCACAUGAUGCAGUGUUGAUCGACUCUCUGCUAAGCAUGGAUCAGUACCGCGGGGCUGAGCGAUCAGCUACUGGGGCUAAUGGAAAGCCAACAAAAGAUAUUGCAGAAGUUGCUGCGGCAACAGACCUUAUUUUACCCAAAGGAAGUGCUAGGACUGCUUUAACUGGUAAUUUUUCUCCUCCUGCUCUUCUGCACGGCUCUCUGAGGGACUAUCAGCAGGUUGGUGUGGAGUGGCUGGCAAGCCUCCAUCGCAAAAACCUCAAUGGCAUCCUGGCAGACGAGACCGGACUUGGCAAAACCGUACAGACUGUGGCUUACUUUGCUCAUCUGGCCUGCAACCAAGGUAUCUGGGGACCACACUUGGUGGUGGUGAGAACUUGUAAACUUCUUAACUGGGAGAUGGAGUUUAAACGCUGGUGUCCUGGGCUGAAGAUACUCUUGUACCUCGGAAGCAGAAAGCAGCGCCGAUACAAGAGAUCGAGGUGGUGUGAACCCAACAGCUUCCAUGUGUGUGUGACAUCAUACAAGCUCCUCCUGAAAGAUCACGCCCACUUCCUCAAGAGACGCUGGAGGCACCUGGUCCUGGAUGAAGUUCAGCUCAUCAGGAAUAUGACCGAGAAACACUGGGAAACCAUCUUCAAUAUCAAAAGUCAUCAGAGGAUCCUCUUAAUCAACACACCUCUACAGAACACUCUCAAAGAGUUAUGGACCAUGAUCCACUUCCUCCUUCCUGGAAUCACUCACCCUUACCUCAACUUCCCAGUCAAACCCGGCACUGAUCAGAACCAGGACUACUGCCACAAGCUGGUCAUCCGAUUGCACAGGAUGAUUCAGCCCUUUAUCCUUCGUCGCUCCAAAAGAGAUGUAGAGAAGCAGCUGCCCAAGAAGUAUGAGCACAUUCUGAAGUGCCGUCUGUCCAAGAGGCAGAAAAGCAUGUACGAGGACAUCCUCAUCCAGCCCAGCGCACAGGAGGCCCUAAAGACAGGACAUUUUGUGAGAGUCCUGGAGGUUCUUAUGCAGCUGCAGAGGAUCUGUAACCAUCCAGACCUGAUCCACACCAGAAACACGCACAGCUCUUACAUAUGUCAGCCUCUGCAGUACAACACCCCAUCGUUACUGCUUACUGCUCUGCAGCGGGACCAGUGGAAGACUGUAGAUAUGUCUCUGUUCGAUCUAAUUGGUAAUGAGGGCAAGCUGACCCGUUAUGAGGCCGAGGAGGUUUUUCCCAAACUCCGAAUGACCAAACAACUCAUUGAGGAGAUCUACACCGCACCUGACGCUCCACCUAGACCCAGACAAUGCAAAAUCAAACCUAUGAGAUUGUUCCUACCAGUGCAGUAUGGGACUAAACCAGAGGGACGUCUUGUCCCUAUGACCACCAGCACCACUCACGCCCCGCGUGCCACUGCUGUAACUUCUGCCCCUACCACAACUACUGUUUCCACUACUGCUGCCCCAGGCACACAGCCCAGGGGCAAAUCACCUCUAACCUCCGCCACUUCCACACAAGCCUCAACAACCAACAGCUCACCCGGACCACUCUUAACAGGAACCACCCCUAAUCCCCCCAUUGCCCCUCUGGCAGUGAGUGUGCCAGGGGUCACCACUUUACCCCCUAUACCUGCUGUGGCCCCCCAGGCCCCUGCCGCCCACCCCCUUCAACCCAACUUGGUAUCACAGAGGCUGGUGCUCAGCUCCCAGGCCCAGGCACGCUUGCCUAGUGGAGAUGUAGUGAAGGUUGCUCAGUUGGUCGGGCAGGGCCGUAUUGCCCAGCCAGAGACUCCCGUGACCCUGCAGUUCCAGGGCAACAAGUUUACCUUGUCCCCGAGUCAACUCCGCCAGCUCACCACCGGCCAGCCUCUGCAGCUUCAAGGUACACUCGGUAACAUACUACAGAUUGUGUCGGCCCCCGGACAGCCUCUCCUUAGGCCACAGGCACCGGCCAUGGUGAUGCCCACUGUACCCCAGGCUGUUCCUGUCCAAAACUCCUCAGGCACUCCUCCUGCCACAUCCACACCAGUGCAAGGAAAUGCCGUGGCAAGUACAACAGCUCCAGCCUCCACAGACACGCAUACACAUGGCAAACCUUCAACCAAUGCCACAUCACAAGAGUCGAGCGAGGAAAGGAACAGACAGCUAAAGGAGCGCCUGGCUCGUUUGUUUAACGUAAACGAGUGGCGCUCCUCGCGCUCCGUGCUGUACGGUUCUGACCUGAUCAAGUCCUGCUCUGUUUAUGAGGGACGCCCUCCACCGGCCUUUCCCGCUCCCCAGCAUUCCCGCUGGACCUGGGUGGGAAGAGACAGCUGUCUGAGGGCCAAGCGGACAUGUGUUUCCACUGUGGCUCCGCUCCGUUCUGCUAUCCUCUCUAACGUGGAGCAGCUGGAAGCAGUAGGCACACUGGCGAAGACGUUCUCCUGUCUACUUCCUGCUGCUGUAGCUCCUCCCCCUCAGUUGUACGCAGCCAAUCCUCCACCCUCGUACAGUCUAGCUCAAAAGUCAUUCAGACGACAGCUGCAAGAAGCGUCUGCUCCGCAUAAUGCAGAGAUACGUAGUUUGACCUGUCCUACUGUGGUCAGCUUCCCGGAUGUGCACAUGCUAGAGAUGGAUUCAGGAAAACUGGAGGCUUUGUCCAUCCUGCUCCAGAAGCUGAGUGCUGAGAACAGGCGUGUCCUGAUCUUCACACAAAUGGCCAGCAUGCUGGACAUACUGGAGGCCUUUUUAGACCAUCGGUGCCUAACCUACGUACGACUAGACGAGAGUCUGUCUUUAGAGGAGAAACGGGCACAAGUCAAAAGGUUUAACCGCAACAGACAAAUCUUCUGCACCAUUCUGACCAAUCGCUGCUGUUCGGCCAUGGGUCAAGUGCUUGACGCCGACACCAUUGUGUUCUAUGACACAGACUUGAACCCAAGCAUGGACAUGCGCACGCAGGAGUGGUGCGACAAGAUUGGCCGCUCAAAAGAUAUACACAUCUACAGGCUGGAGAGUGGAAACUCCAUUGAGGAGAAGCUCCUGAAGAAUGGCACUAAGGAUCUUAUACGAGAGGUGGCUGCGCAGGGCAUGGACUACACGCUAGCUUUUUUAACACAGCGCACCAUUCAGGAUCUCUUUGAGGUGGAGGCUGGCUCUGGAGAGAAGGUGGAGGAGUUUGUGGUUCUUCACCAGGAGCCUUCACCAUCCGAAUCCAUUCCUCCUCACGUGGCCAGGCCGUAUAUUCAGGCCCUGAACAGCAUUCGACAGGAGACCCAGCACGGAGAGGACGAAGAGGAGGUAGAAACACAGGAUGAAGGUGAUGAUGAAAAGGGAGAAGAAGAAAAGAUGGAGGUGGAAGAAGGGGGCGUGUCACCGUUGGAAGAGCUGGCAGCUGUUAUGGAUCAGCUGACUCCUAUUGAGAGAUAUGCACUGCAGUAUCUGGAGUACCUGCACAUCAGUGAGGAUGAACAGGUGGUGAAGGAGCGUAUAGAGGCUGCUAAGAGAACCUGGGAACUGCAACAACACCAGAAACUGAAGGUGGAGAGAGAAGAGCAGAUGAUGCUUGAAGAUGAGGAGGAUCUGUUCACAUACACCAGAGAGGAUGCUUACAACAUGGAGUAUGUGUUUGACAACGAGGAUGGACAAACAGAAAUUAUGCCACUGUGGACUCCUCCAACUCCACCACAGGAUGACAACGACAUCUACAUUGACUCUGUAAUCUGCCUCAUGUAUGACACUGCACCCAUGCCAGAGUCCAAACUGCCUCCGGUCUACGUCCGCAAAGAACGCAAGCGGCACAUGGACCCCUCAGCUUCGGGCCGGAAGAAGAAGAAGGGCCACGGUGAAGCUGUGAUUCCUCCACGCUCUCUCUUUGACAAAGCAAGUCUUCUUAAGGUGCGACGAGAGGGCAAAGACCAAAAGAAGAAUUUUUCCCUGAAGCAACAAGCUCCUUUUGCCAAACCUCUGCCCUCGCUGCUUAAACCAGCCAUGGAGGCCGGACAGGACAAUCCUGAGUGGCUCAUCAGUGAGGACUGGGCCCUGCUACAGGCUGUGAAACAGUUACUGGAGCUUCCUCUCAACCUCACCAUUGUGUCUCCGGCUCACACACCUAACUGGGACCUGGUGAGCGACGUGGUCAACUCCUGCAGCAGGAUCUACCGCUCACCCAAACAGUGUCGUAACCGCUACGAGAACGUCAUCAUUCCCAGAGAGGAGGGCAAGCUUAUUUAUGAAGCUAACCCUAAAAAGAACAAGACCAAGAGCAUUUAUAAGUCCAAGAACAGCCGACCUUUACGCACGUGCCAGAUCUACACACAGGACGACAGUGCCACUCAGAUUCAGCUUUACAACAGCCGCUUCGAGCUGAUGAAAAUCAUCGCCAGCAAGAGAAGUCCACCCAUAAAACCACUACUGGGCAUGAAUCCAUUCCAGAAGAACCCCAAGCAUGCGUCUGUGCUGGCUGAGAGUGGAAUAAGCUACGAUAAGCCUUUGCCUCCUAUUCAAGUGGCCUCUCAGAGAGCUGAAAGAAUCGCUAAAGAAAAGAAGGCUUUGGCUGAACAGCAGCGCGCCCAGCAGCAACAGCAGCAAGCCACAGGAGCCGCCCAGCCGCAGGGGACCAACACCCAGUCUCAAGCCCAACCACAGGCCACGGCAGCCGGAGCGCAGGCCACAGGGGUUCCCCAACCCAACCAACCCGGAACUGCAGCAGUCCCAAAUACUGCUGUACUGUCUUCCAAGACCGGUGCUAUCAAGACUGCCGCCGUGGGCACAAGCAUCCAGCCAGCAGCAGCUACAGUGAGUGGGAAUGUGAUUGUAAACACCGUAGCUGGAGUUCCUGCUGCUCAGUACCAGUCGAAGCGUCUGGCCUCUCCUGUCCUAACCAGCCCUGCGGCAGGAACUCCGAUCGCUCAAGUGGUCCACACCCAACAGAGAACAGUGUCUGGAGCAGCUCCUCCGGCAGAGGUUGUCGCCAUAGCGACGGGUCAGGGCGUGAGGGCUGUUACUCCGGUGACCGCAUCAGCAGUAGUGUCCACCAAUCUGACUCCGGGUCAGUGCCAAACACGCUCGCUGAUGGCUCCAGCUAUGCAGUUGUCUCAGGCUAAGCCAGCUCAACUCACACCAGCUCAAAUUCAACUCAUCCGACAGCAACAACAGGCUGGAUCUCCACAGAUCAAAGCAGUGGGAAAGCCACAGCAGGAGCUGUUAAAGCAGAAGCAGAAGUUGAUGUCACAGCAGCAGGUCGCGGCUGCAGUAGCUGCAGCUCAGGGUCAGCAGGCCGCAUCCACGCAGCAGCCUCAGCAAGUGCAGGCAGCCCCAGCAGCUCAGGCCAACCCUCAACUAACUGCAGUAGCACCCAGAGCCGGAGCCGUGAUCGCAGGAACCACUGUUGCUAAUUUACAGGUCGCCAGACUGACACGUGUCCCAACAACAGGACCUAUUCAGUCUCAGCCAGGUCAAACCGCCCAGGUGACACUGACUAAACCACCGUUAGUCUCGGUUCCUACCGUGGUCUCUUCCGCUGGGGUCACUACCCUUCCUGUUACCGUGGCCAACAUCAACCUUGCCAUCGGACAGGCCCAGAAAGCAGGUGGUCAGGUGGUCACCCAUCCCUUCCAGGUGCAGCAUGUUCAGCAGGUGUAUAGACAGAAGCAGCAGGCACCUACACAGAUAGGCGCAGUCCAAAAAGCAGCACAGCCACAGCAAACGCAAGCUGCCGUGCAACAAAAGGCUGCUCAGCCCACAGCACAACAACAGCAGCAGCAAAAAGUGACGUAUGCAGCCGCCCCCCAGCUGCAGCCGGGCAUUAAGACCCAGUUCUUCACCACCUCCAUCGCACAGCAACAGAAACCUGCUGGUGCUGCACAGCAGAUACAGGUUGCUAAGCUUCCUCAAAUAGUACAGCAGCAGAUAGUGUCCUCACCUCAACAGAUCCAGGCACAACCCCAGACGGUGGCCCUGACCCAGGGAGCACCUGCAGCGGGUUCGGCACAGGCCCAGGUGCAGGUCAUCCCCGCCGGAUCCGCACAAGUGGUCCAACAGAAGCUCCUCCAGCAGCAGGUGGUCACGGCAGCAGCCUCCCCUCAAAUCCAGACCCCACCCCCACAGAGCCCGGCCCAGCAGCAGAGCGUCUCGGCGCCCCCUGCGUCUGAAUCUCCGGUGCAGCAGGCCGCCACCCCUCAGCCCCAGCAGGGCAAAGGAAACACCCGCACUGGUGCAGCCAUGCGCUCCAAAACCCCCGCCAAACCUAGCAGCUAAAUGGGCACAACAUCCGUUAAUGUUUUGAGAAGACGACUGACACUUUGUUAUUAAGGAACCAUAGACUUGCUGAAUGCAAGGGCAACACCUUUUUACCGUUACAGACAUCAUUUGAUGUAAAUCUAUCCACAUCUUAAGCUAAUGAAACAUUGCCCAUCGGUCCGUACUGUGAGGCCAAUCUGUUUCUGUCACUUUUUUGGCUUAUUAAGCAGAGUCCCCUCCUAAAGUGUGUACUGCCCAGAAGUAAAGCAUGACAGUUCAGACUGACUUCAUGUUUCAAACACUGUAUAUGACAGCUCAUUUUGUACUGAACUAUAAAAGCUUGCUGUUCUUUUUCUACCACGCUACGUUCUUAAGGUCAUGGAUGAAGUGCGCUUGGAUCUGCAACGCUUUUUGGGGCACCGGGACCUCCAGUAUUUUUUCAUAAUGUUCAGUCAGUCAAGUUAUCUGUGUGUCCUCCAAUGUGCUUCAAUGUUUUAUUUUAAUAGGUAUGGUAUUGUUGUCCCUUGGUUCUUUGUGUAGUUAAAAAAUUAUAACGAUAUAAACCAUGAUUAUGGUUAGUAAGUUUCUGUGAAGUAAAGAUGGCAAACUACCUUAAGUUUGAUUUAUAGCUAUUAAAAGACAAGCUAUUGUGUCAGUCAUUACAAAUGUACCAGUACUACAAAGUGUAU
This is a messenger RNA of Paramisgurnus dabryanus, 10047 nucleotides long. It is a transcript of the gene ep400, whose product is annotated as E1A binding protein p400. Gene Ontology annotation, biological process: DNA repair. Gene Ontology annotation, cellular component: Swr1 complex; NuA4 histone acetyltransferase complex. NCBI's taxonomy places the organism in Eukaryota, Metazoa, Chordata, Actinopteri, Cypriniformes, Cobitidae. Gene Ontology annotation, molecular function: chromatin binding; ATP binding. The record is from RefSeq and is a predicted model, not a curated record.